AUGCGUCGACCCCUGCCACCAGGGGGAGCAAUAUCAAAUGCCCCAAGCCGCGGGGGCGGGGCUGUGAACGUGGCCCACUCGGGGGCCGCCCAGAUAGAGCCUUGGCCAACUUUUCUUCCUCAACUUCAGACCCAAGCAGCGGCGCCGGCCCGACGGCAGGACGCGGGGGAAGGGACCGGGCCAGGGCUUCCCCGAGUCCGGCGGCAACCAACGCAGGGAACAGGCGGACUAGGUUAUGGGGGUUUUUUUAAGGUCUCACCCCUGGCUGAGCCCCGGAGGCAUUCGCCCCUGCCGCCCAUCCUCUCGGCCCGCAGGGGAUCUUCCCCCUCGACCUUUCUCCCCGAGGGCGCCCCAGAAAGGACUAGGGAGGAGGGGACGCGGCCGCCGCGAGACGAGCCCCCUCUCCGCAGCGCAGGGAGGAGGGGCGCGACCGCUCCUAGACGGGCCGGGGGGGUGGGGUGGGGGGAGAAUCGGUCCAGCCGGGUCCGAGACGCCCGGGGAGCCCAGCCGCCCCUCCCAGACGAAGAGGCGCCGCCGCCGCCGCCGCUGCCGGUCACGGGAAAAGAAGAAGCCCCGCCGAGGAGGAGCCGGCGCCGGGCACUCGCUCCAGCCCCUGAGAAGGAAGGCAGCUCCGCCUGCCGCUCGAGCGCCCCGCAGUGCCCGCCGCCGCCUCCCCAGCUGCACGCCAGUCAGUCCGUCCGGGCGCUGCGUGCGUGUGUGUGGCUGUGUGUGUGUGUCUGUGAGUGUGGAGUCGUGGCACUUUCUGCCUCUGAGCUGGCGAACGCCCCCUGCCCCCCCCCCCCGCCUCCGCCUCCGCCGCCGCCGUCGCCGCCGCCGCCGGGACCGCCGCCUCCUGCGCUCCGCCCCCUCCCCUCCGCCCAGCGCCAGCCAUUCAUCGGCCGGCCCGCGCCCAUUGGCCGCCGGCCCGCCACUCCGCCGGCCGCCGGCCACUCAGAGAGCCGGCAGCUGGAGCCGAACGGGCCGCAGGCCGCGACUAUUGGGCGGAGGGGAGGGUUUCCCCAGCGGCCAAUGGGAGCGGGAAGAGCCGCGAGAAGAGGAGAGGUGGGAGAGGCAAAAUGGGAGGGGAGCAAGCUACCCCGGGCAGCGGGGCUCCGGGUGCAAAGGCGCGGAGGGGCCGGGGGCGAGAGCCAAAGUGCCUCCGUGCGGUGUCUCCCCCCGUCACCCUCGCGCUCCAGCGCCGGAAACGCCGACCUGCUCCCAGCCUGCGGCCUGGGUCGCCUGAGCCGGAGCGCCGGCCGGGGGGCCUGCGGGGAGCUACCCUGUUCUCCUCGCUUCGCCCCCAGCCCACAUAGCCGCUGAUCUUCGGGGCCUCGGCAGCCCUGACGGGGAGCCGAGGUGGCAGCGGACCGGUGGGCGACGCCCCGCAGCUCCCCUCCUAGGCAGUGGCUUCCGAGCUUGUCUCCCCCUUGCACCAGACAUCACUAGCGUGGAAAGUGAGUUUGGUCAGCGAGAUAAAACUUCCCUGAAAAGCGGCAUCCUCCCUCGGCCUCCCCCGCCCCCCAAGGAAGACUGAGCGCUCACCCCGGGGUCACAGUUAAGGGCAGAGAGGACAAGCGAGCAAGCAGAGAUUCUGGUCACAGUUCCAAAGCCAAGAGGAACACUGGAACAGAAGACUUUCCUGGGAAAAAAAUUAUCACAUAUAUCAAGUGAGCAGUGACCACACCUUUCCCAAAAUAACAACACCUUGGAAAAACACCUUAGGACAGUGCCUCUCUGCCCUGAGGUGAGCAGAGAUCAAGUUUACCAUAAAAUUCAAAAUGAGGAAAUAAGCUGAGGAAAUAAGCAAACAAAGAAAAAAAGACUUGAUCUUAAAAGACCACUAUGGUGGUAGGGAAGACAAAGACAAACUUGUGAAAAAAUAAUGUAAAAACAACUAUAAGCAAAACCUCAAAGAAAAAUACUAAUUGGGCCUAAGGCCAGCAAGAAUUCCUGGAAGAAUAGAAGAAAGAGAUAAGAGUGGUAGAGAAAAGAUUAGAAAAAUAAAUGAGUGGUACAAGAAAAUUAUGAAAAGAGAAGACACAAAAAAUGCUAAAGAUAUCAUAUCUUAAAAAACAGAAUUGACCUAAUUGUAAAAGUGGCACAAAAAUUUACUGAACAAAAGAACUUAAAAAAGCAGAAUUGGCCAAAUGAAAAAAAAAGAGGCACAAAAACUCACUGAACAAAA
Sarcophilus harrisii (Tasmanian devil) is the source of this 2185-nucleotide messenger RNA. Its product is annotated as formin-like protein 20. The record is from RefSeq and is a predicted model, not a curated record. NCBI's taxonomy places the organism in Eukaryota, Metazoa, Chordata, Mammalia, Dasyuromorphia, Dasyuridae. Bases 1 to 1320 code for a protein of 439 amino acids. The transcript has 5 exons.